GACUGCUGGAGUUGUCCUCCCAGUAGUGUGGCUUUUGUUUUUCUCCUGGUGAAAGCAGAUUCUUGAAACAAUGGGCUUCACUCUCCACUCUGUCUACUUCACUUUGAAGGUGAGUUUGCUGCUUGGCUCCUUGCUGGGUCUCUCUUUGGGUCUGGAGUUCAUGGGCAUCCCCAACCAGUGGGCCCGCUUCCUCCGCUGGGAUGCCAGCACUAGGAGUGAACUCAGCUUCCAGUUCAAGACCAACGUUUCUGCUGGGCUGCUUCUCUACUUUGAUGACGGUGGUGUCUGUGACUUCCUCUGUCUGUCUCUUGUUGAUGGGCGCAUCCAGCUCCAGUUCAGUGUGGACUGUGCAGAGACUACAGUUAUCACAGAUAAGCAGGUCAACGACAGCAACUGGCACUUCCUGAUGGUCAGCCGCAAUCACCUUCGGACAGUGCUAGUGCUGGAUGGUGAAGCCAAACCAGGUGAGGUGCGUCCACAGCGUCAAUAUAUGAAUAUUGUCAGUGACCUUUUUGUGGGUGGAGUCCCUUUGGACAUCCGUCCUGCCACCUUGACCCUUGAUGGUGUUCUGAGUGAGCCUCCAUUUCAAGGAUUUAUUCUGGAUCUGAAAUAUGGCAACUCUGAGCCGCAUCUUCUGGACAGUCAAGGAGUCCGACUGGAAAUGGAAGGGCUUUGCGCAGAAAACCCUUGUGAAAAUGGUGGCACUUGCUUUCUUCUAGAUGGUGAGCCACACUGUGACUGCUCAGCUACUGGGUACGUUGGCAAGCUGUGUUCUGAAGAUGUCAAUCACAUUCCAGGUCUCUCACACCUGAUGAUGGGUGAACAAGCGCGAGAUGAGAACAUGGCCACUUUCCGUGGUUCCGAAUAUCUUUGCUAUGACCUGUCUCAAAACCCCAUCCAGAGCAGCAGCGAUGAGAUCACUCUCUCCUUCAAGACAUGGCAACGCAACGGGCUCAUUCUGCACACCGGCAAGUCUGCUGAUUAUGUCAACCUGGCCCUGAAAGAUGGUGCGGUCUCACUGGUCAUUAACCUGGGGUCUGGGGCCUUCGAGGCCAUUGUGGAGCCUGUCAAUGGCAAAUUCAAUGACAACGCAUGGCAUGACGUUAAGGUGACGCGCAACUUGCGGCAGGUGACCAUCUCUGUGGAUGGCAUCCUUACCACCACGGGUUACACACAGGAAGACUACACCAUGCUGGGCUCAGAUGACUUCUUCUAUGUGGGAGGGAGCCCCAGUACUGCUGAUUUACCUGGCUCUCCAGUAAGCAACAACUUCAUGGGCUGCCUCAAAGAGGUUGUUUAUAAGAAUAAUGACAUUCGUCUGGAGCUGUCUCGCUUGGCACGGAUUGGUGAUACUAAGAUGAAAAUCUAUGGAGAAGUGAAAUUUGUAUGUGAGAAUGUGGCCACACUGGACCCCAUCAGCUUUGAGACACCUGAGGCAUAUAUUAGUUUGCCCAAAUGGAACACCAAAAGGAUGGGCUCCAUAUCAUUUGAUUUCCGAACCACCGAACCCAAUGGGCUAAUACUUUUCACCCAUGGCAAGCCUCAGGAGAGGAAAGAUGCCAGGAGCCAGAAAAACACGAAGGUAGACUUCUUUGCAGUUGAACUUCUAGAUGGGAACCUCUACUUGUUGCUGGACAUGGGAUCUGGGACCAUUAAAGUCAAAGCCACACAGAAGAAAGCCAAUGAUGGAGAAUGGUAUCAUGUGGAUAUUCAGCGAGAUGGAAGAUCAGGUACUAUAUCAGUGAAUAGCAGACGCACCCCAUUCACCGCUAGUGGAGAGAGUGAGAUCCUAGAUCUGGAGGGUGACAUGUACCUGGGUGGGCUGCCAGAGAACCGGGCAGGACUCAUCCUUCCCACUGAGCUCUGGACAGCAAUGCUGAAUUAUGGCUACGUUGGCUGUAUCCGAGAUUUGUUCAUCGACGGGCGAAGCAAGAACAUCCGGCAGCUGGCAGAGGCACAGAAUGCAGCAGGAGUCAAGUCCUCCUGCUCCCGCCUGAGUACCAAGCAAUGUGACAGCUACCCAUGUAAGAACAAUGCAGUCUGCAAGGAUGGCUGGAACCGCUUCAUUUGUGACUGCACUGGCACUGGCUAUUGGGGGAGAACAUGCGAGCGAGAGGCCUCUAUCUUGAGCUAUGAUGGCAGCAUGUACAUGAAGAUCAUCAUGCCCAUGGUCAUGCAUACUGAGGCAGAAGAUGUGUCCUUCCGUUUCAUGUCCCAGCGUGCCUAUGGGCUGUUGAUGGCAACCACCUCACGAGAUUCUGCUGACACUUUGCGUCUGGAGCUGGAUGGAGGCCGUGUCAAACUAAUGGUCAACUUAGACUGUAUCAGGAUAAACUGUAACGCCAGCAAGGGACCUGAAACUCUUUAUGCGGGGCAGAAGCUCAACGACAAUGAGUGGCACACUGUUCGGGUAGUUCGACGUGGAAAGAGCCUCAAACUGAUGGUGGAUGAUGAUGUUGCUGAGGGCACAAUGGUUGGUGAUCACACUCGCUUGGAGUUCCAUAACAUUGAGACAGGGAUCAUGACGGAGAAACGUUACAUUUCUGUCAUCCCUUCUAGCUUUAUUGGUCACCUUCAGAGCCUCAUGUUCAAUGGGAUGCUCUACAUUGACCUGUGCAAGAAUGGUGAUAUUGACUACUGUGAGCUGAAGGCACGCUUUGGUCUCCGCAACAUUAUAGCUGACCCUGUGACAUUCAAGACUAAGAGCAGCUACCUGAGUCUGGCCACCUUGCAGGCUUAUACAUCCAUGCACCUCUUCUUUCAGUUCAAGACCACUUCAGCUGAUGGUUUCAUACUCUUUAACAGCGGUGAUGGUAAUGACUUCAUUGCAGUUGAGCUAGUCAAGGGCUAUAUACACUAUGUGUUUGACCUCGGGAAUGGACCCAAUGUUAUUAAAGGCAACAGUGACCGUCCUCUUAAUGACAACCAGUGGCACAAUGUUGUCAUCACCAGAGACAACAGUAACACACACAGUCUAAAGGUGGACACUAAGAUGGUCACUCAAGUUAUCAAUGGAGCCAAAAAUCUGGAUCUUAAAGGCGAUCUCUACAUUGCUGGUCUAGCUCAAGGCAUGUACAGCAACCUCCCAAAGCUAGUGGCCUCACGUGACGGAUUUCAGGGCUGCCUAGCAUCUGUGGACUUGAAUGGGCGUCUUCCUGAUCUAAUUAAUGAUGCUCUGCACCGCAGUGGGCAGAUUGAACGUGGAUGUGAAGGACCAAGCACUACCUGCCAGGAAGAUUCCUGUGCAAAUCAGGGUAUCUGUAAUCAGCAGUGGGAAGGCUUCACCUGUGAUUGCUCCAUGACUUCAUAUUCUGGGAGCCAGUGUAAUGACCCUGGUGCCACGUAUAUAUUUGGGAAGAGUGGAGGCCUCAUCUUGUACACCUGGCCAGCUAAUGACAGACCAAGCACAAGGACUGACCGUCUUGCUGUGGGCUUCAGCACAACAGUGAAGGAUGGCAUUCUUGUACGGAUUGACAGCGCCCCUGGACUCGGUGAUUUUCUGCAACUGCAUAUAGAGCAGGGCAAGAUUGGCGUAGUCUUCAAUAUUGGCACAGUGGAUAUCUCUAUUAAAGAGGAAAGCACACCUGUGAAUGAUGGCAAAUACCAUGUGGUGCGCUUUACCAGGAAUGGCGGCAAUGCUACGCUUCAAGUUGACAGCUGGCCAGUGAAUGAACACUAUCCAACAGGACGACAGUUAACGAUCUUCAACACCCAGGCGCAAAUAGCCAUAGGAGGAAAAGACAGAGGGCGUCUCUUCCAAGGCCAACUCUCCGGUCUCUAUUACAAUGGCUUGAAAGUGUUGAACAUGGCAGCAGAGAACAACCCUAACAUUAAAAUCAAUGGAAGUGUCCGUCUUGUCGGGGAGGUCCCUUCCAUCUUGGGAACAACACCCACAACCUCUGUGCCACCAGAAAUGUCUACUACUGUCAUGGAAACCACAACUACGAUGGCCACCACUACAACCCGAAAAAAUCGUUCACCACCUAGCAUCCAGCCUACAACAGAUGACAUUGUUUCAUCCGCUGAAUGUUCUAGCGAUGAUGAAGAUUUCAUUGACUGUGAACCCAGUACAGAUAAGAGUCUUUCCACUUCAAUCUUCGAAGGUGGCUACAAAGCACACGCACCCAAGUGGGAAUCCAAGGACUUUAGACCUAACAAAGUCUCCGAAACUGGUAGGACUACUACCACGUCUUUGUCCCCUGAGCUGAUCCGCUCCACAUCUUCGUCCUCGACUGGGAUGGUACCCAAAUUGCCAGCCGGCAAAAUGAAUAACCGUGAGCUCAAACCCCAGCCUGACAUAGUCUUGCUUCCGUUGCCCACUGCCUAUGAGCUAGACAGCACAAAGCUGAAGAGCCCGCUAAUCACUUCCCCCAUGUUCCGUAAUGUGCCCACAGCAAACCCCACGGAGCCAGGAAUCAGACGGGUUCCGGGGGCCUCAGAGGUGGUCCGCGAGUCGAGCAGCACAACGGGGAUGGUCGUCGGCAUUGUGGCUGCUGCCGCCCUCUGCAUCCUCAUCCUCCUGUACGCCAUGUACAAGUACAGGAACAGGGACGAGGGGUCCUAUCAGGUGGACGAGACGCGAAACUACAUCAGCAACUCAGCCCAGAGCAACGGCACGCUCAUGAAGGAGAAGCAGCAGAGCUCAAAGAGUGGCCACAAGAAACAGAAAAACAAGGACAAAGAGUAUUAUGUGUAAAAAAGAAUACUUAUUUAUAUAUAAAUAUAUAAAUACUUAAUGAGAUUUAACUAUCAGAAUCAUUGCAGUGAACGAGAUUAGGAGAUAUCGUUUGUGGGAAAAAGUAUUGGGAAAAAAAAUAUCAGCAGUGACUGUUAAUGUCUCAGUCAUCACUUGGAGUCAGCAAACUCUGCCCUAAUGUAUUAUAAAGCACACUUAGCGUUCUGGAGAUGGCGCAUACAGCUCUGCCCUGUUAGUGAACUUGGACGUCUCCAAAUCUCCUCCUCCGCUGAACUUUCUGCAAAAGUAGAAGACUUCAUGGCUUACUUGUUUCAUAUCUCCAAGUGAGUCUUUAACAAUGUUCGUGA
Molecule: messenger RNA, 5043 nt
Organism: Lagopus leucura (white-tailed ptarmigan)
Lineage: Eukaryota; Metazoa; Chordata; Aves; Galliformes; Phasianidae
Gene: NRXN3
Product: neurexin 3
Exons: 20
Coding region: 71-4696 (1541 amino acids)
Source: RefSeq, a predicted model, not a curated record